GUCAAGACGUAAAAAAUCGCAUAACUCCAUCAAAAGAUGAAACUAUAACUUUAAUAAUUAUUGGUGUUUACAUACUUGUGAUAUUAAUUCUUUGGAGAAUGCCGUUCUUAAAUAUUAUUUUAUAUCCUUUCAAGUUAUUGACAGUUGGUUUACAUGAAUGGUCGCAUGCUGCUGCUGGAUGCUGUACUGGGGCAAAGAUCGAAGGGAUUAAGAUUGAUCCUGACGAAGGUGGCGUUACUCAAAUGGCUGCAUCAGUCGUUCUUGGUGUAUUACUAAUUAUCCUCUUAUUUUGGGCCAAGAAUUGGUUAACUAGAGGUAUUACUGUUCUUUUCGUACUAAUUAUUGUUGGUUUAUGGCUUAUUGAGAAAG
Racocetra persica is the source of this 369-nucleotide messenger RNA. The record is from the annotation of a GenBank genome assembly. Lineage: Eukaryota; Fungi; Glomeromycota; Glomeromycetes; Diversisporales; Gigasporaceae.